AUGGACGAUGACCAACAGGACUUCGACGACGACGAGGAGAUGGAAGAAGACCAAGAAGAGGAGGUAUCGGAAGACGAUGCUCCCAUGGAUGGCAGCGAGUCGCCGUUGGAUCUAGGCACCGUCCCAAAUGGUCACAAUGGCUAUGAUAUGGAGACACCACAGCUGUUUACGUCGGCCGGUGCCCAACAAGCUUUACAUCCCCUUCGUCGCACCGCGGACCGGGUGACGCGCCAAAUCGAAGCCUUUGCCGAAAAGUUGGACCGCUUCAAGCAGCAGGGGAACCGCUCCGACGACUUCCAGAACUACCAGGCCGCCUACCAGCUCGUCAAGAGCUACCAGACUUUCGCGCAAGACGCCAUCAACGAUAUCACGAAGCAGGACACCCUGAAACGGGCCAAGAUGGGGUGGAGCUCCAGUCUGAGCAACGGGUCACCGGCGCGGGAUCCCAAAACGGACGAGGAACUCCAACGACUGCAGCUGGAGGCAAACACCUGGCAGCUCCUUCUCAACCUCAUCAGUAUCGGCGAUCCUCCGUCUCGCGCGAGGUCGAAGCAGGCCCAGGAGACCGCCUUUCAGAAGUUACACCGGUACUCGUCGGAUCGCGAAGUUUGGGAACGGUUUCUGGAAGCCGACCACUAUGCGAUGGAAUGCGUCAUAGCGAUGAAGUGGCUCGAACGGACCUCGCGAUCGGCGGUGCUAGAUAUCGACUCGGUCAUCCACGAACUCGAGACGCAAGCCGAGCGCGGGCAGAACCUAUGGACAAACGGCUGGCUGUAUACCAAAGAAACGAUCAAGGGACACAAGCGACUACGAGCCUGGCCCCAACCCCUCGAGCCAAAUGAUCCAAGCAUCACCGCCUCGCUUCUGAGCACGGAGAAAUCGCAACCGUUGAUCACGCAGCUGGACCCCGACGCCGUCGUUCGCCAGAAGCAGGGCUUACAGAAACAGGACCAGUUCUACGAGCGCGCCACGUGGAUGACUUGCUGGAAGAUGCUGCGACAAGGUGAAGACUGGACGAAGAUCCGGGAGUGGUCCCGGGAGCGUCUAGAAUGCUGGCGAGCAGUCAGCCUCUGCGGCUCCAGUGUCGACAAACAUGCCCAUGAGGAGCGCACCCCCGUCGACGACGGAACCACCCGGAUGAUGAACUGCCGGUCCCAAGAAGCCUGGCGGGCGGCCUGCUCCGCCCUUGCGCGGAACCCCAACAACGAAGACUUCGAGCGGGCUGUGUAUGGCUUGCUCUGUGGCGAAACCGAGGCGGCCUUCAAGGUCUGUCAGAGCUGGGACGACUACCUCUACGUCUACUUCAACAGCGUCGUCCUGUCGCGCUACCGGGGAUUCUGCACACAGCUGCAGCGGAAACUCAGCCACUCGCCUACGACCCCAGUGGCGUUUGUGCCCGAGGCAGCUGGAUAUGCCGAGUUCAACAAAUUCGUCCAGUACACCCGGGGCAACCAACGCAUCGGGGUCGAGGCACGCAACCCAUACCGCACCAUCCAGGCUGCCAUCCUGGGCAAGGGGUACGAUUCCUUCUUCCAUUCCUUAGCCAAGGCCGUCUCGCACCUGGCAAACAGCCGAGCACCGGCCGACACCUUCAUCCCCGAGCUGCCGUCAGCCGCUCUCGACGACUCCCUGCUGAUUGCCGCCGAGGACCGCGACGCAUUGCGGAUUGCCUCCCAUCUCUACAUUCUCGCCAGCGCGUUGGGCUUUGUCCGUUCGGACUCCCAUUUUGUGGAACUGGUGUCGGUCAACGUUAUGGGGUACAUCGCCGACCUAGAGGAUGCGGGGAUCUACGACAUGAUCCCUCUGUAUGCGUCGAUCUUACCAACGGCCCAGGCGCACUCGGUUCUGGGACAGGUAUUGAUCGACAUCCUGGAUCCGGCAGAACGGAUGCAGCAAGUCCGACUGAUGAAGAAAUACCGGAUCGAUGUCGAAGCCGUGCUGCAAGACCAGUGGCGGUGGAUCAGCUCGAGUGUCUCUUCGGUUGACCACUCACGUACCCUCCGAGGCUACCCCAAGGUGGUCCGUCGCAAAGACGGCACCCGUGAAUUAGUACCGGUGAAGAAGGAUUUCAUCGGCACCGAGAUCUCCAGCGGAGACGAGCGCCUCAUCCGCAGUCUCGAAUGGCUUCGAUACGUGGAUGGACAAUGGGGACGGAUCUGCCAGCUCGGUGCUCUGCUCUACCGGAAAUUCUACAUUGCCGGUAAACUCUCGGCGGCUCGCGAGCUCAGCCGACGCAUGCGACUGUCUGAUAUCUCGCAGGAAUCGUUUGGGUUUGACCUGACCGAAUUUCCGGUGGUCGAGGACGAGGUCGAGCCGCUAUCUCCCGAGCCGACCAGCCCGACCAAGGCGAGGAUGCUAGGGUCUCACAAGCGUAAUCAGUCCUCGCUGAACGGAGCGCCUCCUGGCGACCAGACGAACACGAACCUCCUGGUGCAACAAGCCCAAGGCAUGCUUGACCUGGAGCAGUUGAUCCUGGCACUCGAUGCCCUGGAGCACUUUGCCUAUGUGUGCGACAAAACCGACAAACCCAAGCACCGACGAGACUCGGGCGCAAUCAAAGACCUUCGAGGCGAACUGCAAGAUGCACUGGACGAGAUCGGCAUGCACAUCGACUCCAUGCUCGACGACUGGCUAAUCGUCGGCGAGAACGACGCAGAGCAAGCCGAGCUCGACGAAAUCCGAACAACAUACAUCCCAGAAGUCUUCCUCGACUACCACAGCGCCCUGUACUACUCGGGACACAUCCUCAGCAGCGAUAUCCUCGUGCAGUGCAUGAACCUAGCCAUGCAGGUCUCCGAGAACGAGUACCUCACGCGCAGCUUCGUGGAAUCGCAACGGAUGGCCGAGCUGGUCGACGCGUUGGCGCUCUCCAGCAAAGCCAUGGUGAACACAGGCGCCCAGCCGGGAAAGAGGCUAUUGGGAGGCGAGUCCCUGGGGAUCUGGAAUGUGCAGGUAUCUGAGAAUGAGGACGGGGGGGAGGAGUGA
Aspergillus campestris IBT 28561 is the source of this 2985-nucleotide messenger RNA. RefSeq names its product nucleoporin Nup84/Nup107 family protein. Bases 1 to 2985 code for a protein of 994 amino acids. Gene Ontology annotation, molecular function: structural constituent of nuclear pore. Gene Ontology annotation, biological process: mRNA export from nucleus; regulation of DNA-templated transcription; post-transcriptional tethering of RNA polymerase II gene DNA at nuclear periphery. Gene Ontology annotation, cellular component: nuclear pore; nuclear pore outer ring. The record is from RefSeq and is a predicted model, not a curated record. The transcript is spliced from 5 exons. Lineage: Eukaryota; Fungi; Ascomycota; Eurotiomycetes; Eurotiales; Aspergillaceae.